AUGAGUGACUGGUGGACUGAUUUCGCCAACAAUCUUGCUACAGACCUUGCUCCCCUUGUUUCUCUAUUUGGAGAAGCCCCUACCAAGCAGUAUCUGAGCGAGUGUCUAUAUACAACUGACAUUAUCAUCUUUGCAACCGCACCUCUUGGUAUCAUUACUGCAGUUGUCUCAGCAAUCCGUGUUUACGGCACCCCGUCCCUCAGAGCUUUUAUUGGACGCGCUCAGGAAGGAGCAGGUACAGCCGAAGCCGAGCUCUGCUCAUCCACCAGCCGUGAUGUCUGUGAACUCUAUAACAAUGGAGGCGUCACUCGUGUUUUUGGCCGCCCGAAGCUCCUAGAGAUAAUUCACGAUGAGGAGGCGACGGAAGAUGACUUCUAUCGAAAAGCCCCAGACACACCUCCAAACGCGGGAAUCUAUACAUUUGAAGACUAUCUUAAGACGCCCCGAAAUGAGUGGAGGGAGCUCAAAAAGCCUUUCGAGGAUGAAGAACGCCUUGCCUCACUCUUUAACAGCGGAAAGGCGGAGUCUUUGGAUUCUAUGGCGUCUCAACAGAACUUCGCUCCAAAUCCGAAUCUAUCUCUAAAUGUGGGAUUAAAAAAAAGAAAAAUGCGUUGGUAUAUUGCAGCAUCCAUAUUUGGAAUUCUUCUGCAGUCCGGCGUUCUCGUAUGGGCCGCUAUCGCAAGAUAUUACUACAAAUUCUUGAGAGACGACCUGCAAGACGUAUAUGCAGUCCCGAUGACCGUCUUCGGAACUAUCCUACUCUGUACUGGAAUAGCACUUUGCGCCUGCUUAGUUGAAAAGGGUACUAGGGAGAGGGUCUUUGAAAGAGAAUUCCCCAGUGCCUCUCAAAUUUACUGGGUUCAACCUGGUACCCAAUUUGUCGGUGAUCAGGCCUUCGAUUCUUUUGCCUACACUCAUCGCAAAGGCAAACUCUCCACGUACAUAACGUCUUGGAAAGAGAAGAAGAAAGAUCCUCAAAAGGCCUUGGUAUGGACCGCUAUUAGCUCCGCGUCAGCCGGCUUCGUAUUACAAUUUUUGGGCCUCAGAGCCUGCCAUUCAUCGGUAGCAGUGGCUCAGCUGGGUGCUACUCUCGUAAUGACAGCGGUACGAUCAUCCCUCCGGAUAAAGCGCUUGAAACAGAGUGAAGUUUACUUGGCGGAUCGUCCAGAAUUCUACGAGGGUCAUGAACUGGAUUGGCUGUCUCUAAACAUUGGGGAUUUGAGCCGUGAUGGUCGGUUUGGGUGGACAGUUUCUACCACAAGAUAUCACCACGCCGGGGAGCUCUCCAACGAAAGAUGCAAGGUCUUUGACGAGAACUGGCCAUCACAGAAUGGGUCACCUGUUUACCAACCCAAGAUGGUGGGGAAAGCCCAUCAGGUCAACACAAAUACCACAUUUGAGGUUCUGUCAGUGCAAUGCGAAAAUAACCACCUGCUCUCUGGUUUUCGGCUGGUUCGUGGUGACAAUCACAAAUCGCAUGCGAACCAGGUAUCCGAAAACUGGCCUUGUACUCCUCGCCUAGGUAUCCAGCCUGACCCUCCAAAAUGGCCAGAUGCUGCUCUGCCCAUUACGGAACGUGGCUUCCAACUUUCUGCAGAGGGAGUUCGGGAUCAUGUUCAAUUUCUUCCCGAACAUUGGCGGGCCGCCUUUAAUAGGAGAUCGGCAGAAGAUAGGUUACCCCAUGAGAUUGCAAAAACACUGCUGUAUAGGGCACGUCUUGCCCGCCUAGCGAGCAGUUGGGAGGAUAGGUUUGUUUCUGUUCGAAGCAUCGCACGAUCAUUAGCGCGGGCUAUCGAGGACACGGCCACAGUUCUAUUUACCACGGAUGUAGUCUUUGAGCAUGGAUGGCAUGAAACUUUUACUCUCCUCUGGGCUGUUCCAUGUUCACCUGACCGCACGAGACCUACUAUUGAGUUCAAGCUUGGAAGCUCGCCAUGGGACAGUGUCAUGAUUGAAAGAAGAGAAAAUGACCGAAACAUCUACCUCUCGCUCAGGCGGAAGAUUGACGUGGAUGGCAACUCCGAGGGCAGGUGGCGAGUUGACGAAGCUGAACUCGAAGCGGUGCUUGGGAUAUGGCUGUGGUCUCUCAGACAGUUUGGUAUAAAUGGACCUCUGCAAGCCCCGCUCAAGCGCAUUAUUUCCGCCAAAUCGAAUUCGCCGCAGGAUACUAACGCUAUCUUGGAUUUUGAACUCUGGCGUGCUGGCGGAGGCUUUAAUAUCAUCGAGACAAAAGAGCCUGGUUCUUACGUGAAUCGCCUAUUUGGCUGGCAGAAUGUCUCUGCCGACGUAUUGGAAGGUGGUAACUUCACGAUGCUGGAACUCCCUGCGCUGACCAAAUCCUUCCCUACCAUGUGUGCCCAGGAGAUUUAUUCACUGUUUUUCGCAUCGAUGACAAGGAUUAUUAAAAGCAUUGGUGGGAAAACGACAGUGCGCGACACCAAACGCUUCGGUCUCAGCAAUACCAACAUCUGUCGGAUCCACGAUUCUUUCGUAAAUAGUGGCCUAGGACCCGUGGAGGACGCCUUUGCCUGUAUAAUUCCUGCGCUUAGGAUCGAAGGAAAGCUGCCAUCGGCAAUAGGAACUUUCACCUCCGCUAGACAGGCCGCUGAACUCCAUGUUCAUGAUGGUAAAUGGGUGGAAGCAGAGAAGAUCCUACUAUGGGCCCUUCAGCGUACCGAGCAACCGGAAUCAAGCUCGAAUGAGGAGGAUGAUGAAAUUAAACGGGCUGAAUUACUGAACCACCAACAAUUGCUAACCUUGACAUUGUGUGAAUGCUACCGCAAGGCUGCUUUUUGCGAUGGAAGCCUAUAUUUGGCAGCAAACGGCAUUGUCAGGUUUCUCAUUGACCCUAUUUUUGAGACCUUAAAGCGCAUCCCGCUCGCUACUGAAGGGGAUUGUCGACGCACUCUUGCUAGCACUGUGAGGUGUUACGGUCACCUUGUGGUGCGUUAUUUACAUGACCUAGAUGAAAAGGAGACAGCGAAGGAACUGGAAGCAGUACUGCAGAACAGUGAAGCCACUGAUCUCAACUCACCUGAACCGGUUGGAAUAGAUUUGUGGAAACCACUUCAAACAUCACUCUCCCGGAUAAUUGACUCUGGUGACCUACUUUCCACCUUAUUCUUUCUGGAGUUGUUCCCUACGAGCAAUACUAAGGAAAAUGGAUCAGCACUCUUGUCAGCAGCGAAGCGGGGCUGGUAUGUUAUUGUUAAGAAUCUCAUUGAUCGCGGGGCCAUUUUUGAAAGACCAGACAAACACAACCGCACUGCUAUAUCAUAUUCUGCAGAAAAUGGAGAUUUUAUCACCUUUGACUAUCUUCUGGGAAAGGGGGCAAUCCCCAUCGUCAAGGAUAAUAAAUGCCGCACCCCUCUAUCUUAUGCCGCAGGGUUCGGAAACGUGGCUAUUGUUAGGAAACUACUAGCAGAUGCAAGGGUCGAUCCAGACGUUAAAGAUGAAGAAGAAUUGACGCCAUUACAAUGGGCAGCUAUUAAUGGACAUGAAAAAGUGGUUGAACUGCUGUUAGAAAAGGAAGUUGUGAAUGUGAACUCGAUGGACCGCAAACUACGCACGCCGCUGUCCAAUGCAGCACAUCGAGGGCAUGAAAAAGUUGUUCAGUUGCUGUUGGCAAGGAAUGACACAGACGUGAAUCUCAAAGAUGAAUGCGGAAGAACAGCGCUAUCCUGGGCAUCAAUAAACGGGCGUGAGAAAGCGGUGGAACUAUUCCUAGAAAGAGAAAGGGUGAAUUUGAACGCUGAAGACAAGUAUUCGGACACUCCGCUGUCCCAUGCUGUUUUUAAGGGGAGGGAGAAAGUGGUUGAACUGCUCCUUAGAAAUAAGGAUGUGGACAAGACUUGGACAAGUUGGAAUGGCAGGACACUCCUAUCUACGGCGGCAGGCAACGGGCACGAGGGGGUGGUUAAACUGCUUCUGGCUACGGGGAGGUUUGAUGUGGAUCUAAAGGAUGACGAUGGGCUAACAGCACUAUGUUGGGCGAUAAAGAAGGGGCAUGAACGGGUGGCUGACCUGCUGCGUACAGUGGAGGGUAAGAAGAAUACAGAGUAG
Messenger RNA from Blastomyces dermatitidis ER-3, 4062 nucleotides. Its product is annotated as ankyrin repeat domain-containing protein 28. The record is from RefSeq and is a predicted model, not a curated record. NCBI's taxonomy places the organism in Eukaryota, Fungi, Ascomycota, Eurotiomycetes, Onygenales, Ajellomycetaceae. The transcript has a single exon. The coding region runs from base 1 to 4062 and encodes 1353 amino acids. Gene Ontology annotation, molecular function: protein binding.